AUGCCUGCCCUCACCAACAACAACAGCGCGACCCGCACCAAGCUCAGGGGUGUCGGGCCCGCCCACGUCACACCCGUCAGCGCGCUCAAGGCCCAGCGCAACGGCGAGCAGCCACCCGCCCCAGGAGGACCCGAGACCGACACAUCGUCACCCGCGGUCCUCAAGGCCGUCCGCGAGUUCGAGCACGGCCGGCAGCGCACAAGGCGGGCGGCGGACACGGAGCGCAUGCGGGAGCGGAAGGAGCGCAAGAGGCGCGGCGGCGCUGCACCGCGCGCUGUGAGGCCGACACACUCCGGUCAUGCUCGGAAGGUCGACGUGACGGGCGCGGAGGACGUGGAGGAGCGCGACGGCGACGGCGAGAGCUACCCGCUGGCUGCCUCGCAGGCAGAGCUCGGCGAGGACCCCGCUGGCACUGCGGAUCUGGACGUCAGCGCGUCGCAGCAGAUAAGCCUGGAGGCCUUCAUCAAGCCUGCCAAACUCCACAAGCGCAAAGCGGAGGACUUUGAAGUCGUCCCCAAGGUCCGCUCCGUCAUCGCUCUCGACGACCAUGCACCUCCCCUGCCGGAGGUCGACGAGCCUUGGGAACACGUCACCCUUGAGGAUGAGCACGAUCUCGCGCCAUCCUACGCCCAAGUCGUCGCCACCGCCGCGUGA
This is a messenger RNA of Fomitopsis serialis, 654 nucleotides long. RefSeq lists its product as uncharacterized. NCBI's taxonomy places the organism in Eukaryota, Fungi, Basidiomycota, Agaricomycetes, Polyporales, Fomitopsidaceae. The record is from RefSeq and is a predicted model, not a curated record. The transcript has 2 exons. The coding region runs from base 1 to 654 and encodes 217 amino acids.